AUGCACUGGGUGUCCCUGGUAUGACUAGAAUUCAGUUCUUAGCUUCUGUUAGAGAGCGCUGCAUGUCUGAUGAUCUCAGGCUCGAAGAGUGCCUUGGUUUCUUUCAUCACUUCGUACAGAUGCAACCUUUGCCACCCAUUUUCUGCUUCAACCAUCUAUUUGGGGCAAUGGCCAGAAGGAGACAUUAUUCCUCUGUGUUCAAUUUGUACGAGGAGAUGAGUUCCUUGAGAAUCCUUGGUGACAUUUGCACGCUUAACACCUUGAUUAAUUGCUUCUGCCGCUUGAAACAUGUGGAUUUCGGAUUUUCUAUAUUUGGUAACAUUCUGAAGCUUGGUUAUAGACCAAAUGUUGUGACAUUCAAUUCUCUGAUCAAGGGACUCUGCAUGGAUGAGGAAGUAGCAGAGGCCAUGGACUUGUUCAAUAAGAUGGUAAAGAAGGUUUACCCAUGUUCUGAACUCACAUAUGGAACAAUAAAUGAUGGGCUCUGCAAAGCUGGGAACAGUGGAAGGGCCCUUAGCUUGCUCAGAAUGGAAGAGAAGGGAAGAUGUAAGCCAGACUUAAUCAUAUAUAGCACAAUCGUUCAGAGCUUACGUAAAGACGGGUUAAUUGAUGAGGCCCUUAGACUAUUCUCAGAAAUGACUGCUAAAAGCAUGUCACCUGACGUGAUCACUUAUAGUUCUUUGAUUCAAGGCCUAUGCGACGUUGGCCGAUUGAGAGAAGCUGCGAGUUUAUUCGACCGGAUGGUAGAUGUUGGAAUCUCACCAGAUGUUGUAACCUUUAGCAUUAUUUUGGAUGCUCUUUGGGAUGGCAAGAUUGUGGAGGGACAUACCCUGCUAGACAUGAUGAUUCGAAGAGGUAUAGAGCCUGAUACAAUCACCUACAGUGCAUUAAUGAAUGGAUACUGCCUGCAGGGUAAAAUGGAUGGUGCCCUAGAAACCUUUCAUUCCAUGGUGGGUAGGGGCCACAAGCCUGAUGUGGUUACCUACAAUGUGUUGAUUAACGGAUUUUGUAAGUGUAAGAGGAUAGAUGAGGCCAUGGAGCUCUUUUGGGUCAUGUAUGGCAAGGGAUUGAAGCCUGAUGUUGCAACGUUUAAUACUCUAAUAGGAGGAUACUGCCUGCUUGGCAGAGUUGGGGCUGCACAGGAGCUUUUUGACGAUAUGCAAGCCCAUGGCAUGGGUCGAAAUAUCAUCACAUACAGUAUUUUGUUGGAAGGGCUAUGUAAAAACAACUGUCUUGAUGAGGCAAUAAAACUGAUUUAUUUGGUGGAAAGUGGAACAGUUAGACCUGAUAUAAGGGCUUAUGUUAUUCUCAUUGAUGGCAUGUUUAGAGCUGGAAGACCUGCAGAUGGCAGAAAACUUUUUGAGAGAACUUCUACUCAGGGAUUGGAACCCAAUGCAGUUACAUAUACCAUAAUGAUAAAAGGACUAUGUGCAGAAGGUCUGUUGGAAGAAGCUAAUGAAUUUUUCUCACAGAUGAAAGAGAAGGUUCUCCAGCCAGACGAAUUCACAUUCAAUGGAAUUGUCUGGGGCUUUCUUAAAAAAAACGAGAUCCAUACAGCAAUGCAGCUACUGAAUGAAAUGAUUGACAAGGGUUUCUCACCGAGGGCAAAGGUGACAUCUGUGAUAGUGAAUUGGCUUGCAGCGGAUGGGUCAGAUCACGAAUGCCUGAAAAUGCUCCAGAAGUUGUUGCCAACAAAAGGAAAACAUGUUAAAUCCUGACUCAUUGUGUGACCCUUUUUAGGUGUUGCAGUUUAUGCUGUUCCCUACACCAUUUGAGGAUCAUAUUAUCUUGUUUGGACAGAAAAAGUUGUAGCACUCUGCAAGAAAACCUACUCAAUGUCAGAUUAUCAGGCAACUAGGAAACUUUCACGGACGAAGAAAUUGGGAGUAUGGAGUUUCUCAUUGUUGUUGCAAGCUAAUUUUGUCUGCCGUCGAUUUCAUACAAAUGCAUUGUUGUUGUUUCUGGUCUGUU
Molecule: messenger RNA, 1971 nt
Organism: Telopea speciosissima
Lineage: Eukaryota; Viridiplantae; Streptophyta; Magnoliopsida; Proteales; Proteaceae
Product: pentatricopeptide repeat-containing protein At1g62930, chloroplastic-like
Molecular function (GO): protein binding
Source: RefSeq, a predicted model, not a curated record